CCCCCCCUUUUUCUCCUCCUCCCCUCUCCUCUGCUAUUUCUUCCCUCCCGCAGCUGCUGCCGCUGCUCUUGUUUGCGCGUGGAUGGCACUGAGCUGCGGCGUCGGGGGAAGAAGUAGCAGCCAGGCGGCGGCGGCGGCGGCGGCUGCAGGAGGAGCAGGAAUUCCGGGCAGCCCCGCAGGAUUAGCCGCUCCCAGGCUCCUGAUGGACGUCGAGAGUCCCGGCGAGGAGGAUUACGAGAGUCUACCCACCAGCGCCUCCCUUUGCACGCACAUGAUGGCCGGGGCGGUGGCCGGCAUCCUAGAGCACACGGUCAUGUACCCUGUGGACUCAGUCAAGACCCGGAUGCAGAGUUUGCAGCCAGAUCCCAAAGCCCAGUACCGUAGCGUGUUUGAGGCCCUGAAGAAGAUGAUCCAAACCGAAGGCUUUUGGCAACCUUUGCGAGGGAUCAAUGUGACUGUGCUGGGGGCGGGCCCAGCCCAUGCGCUGUACUUUGCCUGCUACGAAAAAAUGAAACGCACUUUAAGUGACAUUAUACACCACGGAGGGAACAGCCACCUGGCCAACGGAAUGGCUGGGAGCUUGGCCACUCUACUUCAUGAUGGUGUUAUGAAUCCAGCUGAAGUGGUAAAGCAGCGCAUGCAGAUGUACAACUCUCCAUACAAGUCCGUCUUGGAGUGCAUCAGGACGGUGCAUAGGACUGAAGGGAUGGGUGCCUUCUACCGCAGCUACACCACUCAGCUCACCAUGAAUGUCCCCUUCCAAGCCAUUCACUUUAUCACCUAUGAGUUCAUGCAGGAGCAGAUCAACCCCUGUCGGCAAUACAACCCCAGCACGCACAUCAUUUCAGGUGCUAUUGCUGGAGCUGUGGCAGCUGCCGCCACAACUCCCCUGGAUGUCUGCAAGACUCUCCUCAACACGCAAGAGAACAUGGUCCUGAGUUCUGUGAAUGUUAGCGGACACCUCUCGGGCAUGGCCAAUGCCUUUAGGACAGUGUACCAGCUGGGGGGUAUCGCUGGGUAUUUUAAGGGCAUGCAGGCGAGGGUUAUAUACCAGGUGCCUUCAACUGCCAUUUCCUGGUCUGUGUAUGAGUUCUUCAAGUAUAUACUCACAAAGCGUAAGCAGAAGAAAGGAACGCUAUGCUGACAGACCUGGCGCUGCAGCCACAACCCCCAAGUCAGCAGCGUCUGUGUAAACUCUCCAGGUCCCUUUCGGUGAUUCUAAAGGUUUCUAGUAGAUUCACAACUAGGUUCUGCUAUGUGUGUGUGUGUUUUUUUUAGAUGCUAAAAGAAAUGGAUUCUCUGCCCUCCCCCUUGCUUUUGCCAAACCAUACCUCUUGAGCAGGUAUUUAUAGUUUUUUCUGUGGAGUUUGUGACUGUGAUAAUUUUGUACAAGGUUCUACAAGGUCUCGUUGCCUAUGGGGGACUGCCUCACAGGGGGUGGGGGGUGGGCAAAGAGCAGUCUUCUGGAUUGGACUUUCCCUCUCUGUUGAAAUAUAAAAGAUCAAGCCUUUUAGCUGAACAAAGUUUUAUAUAGAGGAAUUAUGUGAUACAAGUUAAUGGAUAAUGUUUAUCCUUUUAUUUUUCUGUCUAGGUAAUUUGGGUGGCUUUUAAGAGUUUUACACUUGAAUGAGGUGUGUGUGUGUGUGUGUGUGUGUGUGUGUGAGAGAGAGAGAGAGAGAGAGAGCUUCACUAUUUUUUUAAGUAGUGGAAAACAUCAUUUCUCUCCCUAAACUAGAAUAGCUUUAAUCAUAGCUUCUUGACCAGUGUCUUUGUGGCAAAGGGCUUAUUCACAUGGGAGCAUUACUUCGUAUUAAAGAAGCUGUUUUUACCUCCAUUUUCUAUUUGCACUGUCCACAGCAAGGGCUCAGUGCCAGCUGCAAACAUGGUGUUUUGUAUUCACACUGAGGGGAAGGAUCAGUCACACAAUUUCCCAAUAACCACGCCCUCUAAUAUUUCCACACCCUCUGGUUGCUUGGCAACUAAGCAUGCUCAGUUUGUUCUACUAGUUAGUUUUAUUAAAAAAACACAAGUGUGAUAAUUUGUAUUUUCACUGGUACAGUACAACUGAAAUACAAAUCUUUGUUUCAGCAGUGUUAUGCUUUUGCGCACAAGUUAGGGAGGAAAGAAAAAUGACAUUGUUUGCAGCAACAUAAAAAAGGCUUGCAGAAUGGGGGAGACCAGCUGGAAGUUGUUUGUCAGCCCACAGGAAAUGAAAUGAAUGAAGGGAGGAGUUGAGAGUAGGCGUGGAGUGGGGAACGAUUGACACACCCACCUUAAAGCAUCGGAGCAAAGCAUCUACAAGCACUAGAGAAAGGGAGUGAAGACAUUUUUUCUUCCCUUUCAUAUUAUCAGCGGAUUGAGUUAGUAUGGAUUUACAGGGGGGAAACCUGCAUGAUGGCUUCUGUUUGCCAGUAACGUCAUGUGAACCAUGUGAAUUAAAAGGGGAUGUGGGUAGCACCGAAUGCAUACUAAACCACCGUAGAGAUGAGCCCAAAGAAGUUCUGUGGUUUUUUUCUCUCUUUCUCUCCCCCCCCCCAAUCCUUAAGUAGCUCUUUGAUUAUCCAGUUUCAAGACCACUGGAAGGAACUUAAAUCCUGAGAAACUGCCUUAUGCGAGUAUUUUCCCUGUUAGUGUUUUGGGAUCAGUGGCCACUUCUGGAAACUUCAACCAUUUUUAAGCACUACCAAAUAGAGUGUUAAGCAGACCAUACCUUUAACACUUACAACUGUUUCUCAGGGUACAGUACUUAAAAAAUGAACUGCAUCUCAGUUUCUGAAUAAGUGUUGUGUGGCUGCCCCCGCCCCCAGACCCUCUGCCUGACUUGCACAGGAGUGCAAGUAUGUUACAAUAGAGUGUAUGUGUAAAUUCAACUCUUGAGAGUGUGCCUGUUGGGGGGGAUCAGUUUACAUUUCCAUAAGAGAACUCUCCUUGAAUAACUUCUUAGUGUAAAAAGAAAAAAAAGAAUGACUGACAAACUAAGGCAGCUUUUUGUUGCGGUACAGCAGUAAAGCCUCUCAACCGGAAUGCCUUAGUGGAAGAGGAUGUAAAGUCAAACUCCAAAGCCAAAAAAGAAAGAAAUAGAUAAGUGAGUCUGUGUUUAUUGCUCUUGGCCCUCUGGUCCAUGCAAAUGAAGGUAUGUAGAGUAGUUUUGGCAUGUGUGAUAGCUUUGUGUGCUGUUGAGGAACUCCUUAAUGACUUUUGCAGUGUCCUGAAAACAUCCAUCCAAAGAUACAAUUCAUUUCUGUUUACUUUUUUUUUUUUUAGCAAAUUGGGAUUGCAACUGGUUGUUCCCAUGGUCCCAUUUUGCUUGCGAUACGCAUCCCCGCUUCUGGAAAAUUUAAGGGUGGUGUUCAGUGUUAGUCCUACUCUGCGUAGACCCAUUAAAAUUAACAGACAUGGCUAACUUAGGUCCAUUCAUUUCUUUGGGUCUACUCUGAGUAGGAGUUGGCUAUGGCACUAAAAUUCUAAAGCAAGAUACUUUAAUCCUAACUGGACAUUUAAAAAACAAAACAAAACCUGAACAAUAUGUAAGAGAAAAAUGGCAAGGGGCUGUUCCCUUUAAAAGUGUCUGGACACAUACACUUGAUAAAUAAUAGUUUUUUAUAAGUAGUAGUUCUAUCGUAAGUAAGUGGCAGCUGAUGGCUGCAUGUCGGUGGGGCAGCAGAAUCCACUCCGGGUUUUAGCUGAAGCACCUUGAACAGCUCCUUGGAAGUUCAGACUAAAACCUGGAGCAGAUUCCACUGCCCCACUGACAUGGAGCCACCACAGACCACAGUAUUCUUAAUGCACUUGAUGGACUGGCUGUAGAGCAGCCUUUGCCAGUCUGGCACUCUCCAGCCAUCCGUGCUGUCUGGGGCUGAGGGGAGUUGCAGUCUAAAAUAACUGGAGGGUGCCAUGUUGGUGAAGGCUGCUGUAAGAGUGUAAAGGUUGUAGCUGGUUGCAUUUGAAGAGCCAAAGCUCAGCCUGAUGGCUUUAAUUAUAAAUGCUGAUGGGAAAUUGCUUUAGAUGCUUCCAGACAUCUGCUUCCCCAGUGCCCAGAAGUGAAACAAAAGGCCUCAGAAGAAGGUGGUGGUGGUGGUGGUGGGGCAUUGAUUGGUUAUGAGGGCUUGGAGCUGCUCUUGCUUUGCAUUAUGGCUGCAGCCUUUUGCCCCCCCCAUCCCAUAUAUAUUUGCAGUGGGACUACAGGUUGUGCCUGAUGGGGGCUGGUUCUUGAAACAGCAUCCCAUGUGAAGUGUAGCCCAGUCUACUCCUCCCCCUAUCCUGCCCUGAUCAGUAGGGUCACUCACAUCAUGUUGUGAUGUCACGUUGCAUAUGUCUAUGCAUCAUGAGCUGCCCUUGGCAGAGGAAUGUGUACUGCAUGAUGAUAUCGGCACUUGGGAUAAGUGAGCCUACAUGGUAUGGGUGACCUGGGGAGUAAUGGAUGCAAAUGUCCUGUUUAGGGUUGGGAAAAACAUAGAGGCCCACUUGAGGACUUUCCAGGAUCACUUAGAAAAAGCACAACAUCUGGAAUUGCCCUUUACUUGAUAUGGCUGUAUAAGUGAACCAUUUUCAUUUUGAAGAUGUUGUGAGAUCUGCCUGUUGAGGGAUUCUCCCAUCUGAUGGUGGCAUCCUGUCUGAAAACUGCCUGCCAUUUAAUGGUGAACUUUUAAAUAUAAAUUACAUCAGGGAACUUUCAAUUCCCCCCUACCCGGUGGCUUUUAUUUUUAUUAAGAAAACUUGGGUGUUCUUUUUCUUUCCCAUGUGUUUUGAGUGUGUGUGUGAGUAUUUGUCUCUGGUGAUGGCGGUAGAGUAUUCCCUAGCAAAAAGAGGAUUCAGUUUCUUCAUGUGAUUGUAGAGGUACACACUUGAAUUUGCAAAAUGCCUCUUGAAUCACUACUUAAGCUUUCUUGUUUAAUCUGGUUCUUCUGGUGUCUUCUGGUUCUUGGCUUCUUAGCAGAUAGGUGUGAACUGAAAGGGUAUUUUGUUGUCAAGCUUGCACUAAAAUUUAAACCAGUCUGAUAUAGUACUUCUCACUGAAUGAUUUCCAGGAAAAGGAAGGAUUUCAUUUAAGGUACUGCUGGAGAUCCACAGUCAAAUGUUCUUUUGCAGUGUGUUUACAUGCUGGUUUUCAUGUAACGUCUCUCUGACCUCAGGCACUGAUCAUGUAGAUGUAAAUGCAGGCCAAACACUCCCAACAUCCAUUCAGUCCCUUACCGUUGAGAUGUACUGUUAAGAAACAGCUGUUUCCUUUUUGAAAUGUGUGAGAGAAAUGUUGGCUAAAACCAGGGUUAGCCAACGACCUUAACAUUGCAUUGUUUGGCUAGGGAAACAGUUUACUAUUUGAACAUGAAUGUAUAUAUAUCAUGGCUAGCUGCCUAUUUGUUCAACGGAAAAAGACAUUAAGUUGCAAAACCAAUAGGACUAUUUCUGGCCUUCACAGCCUUUGAAAUAUAGAGGGAUGUUCCAGGGUGUCAUGAUGGACCAGAGAAGAGUUUUGUUACUUCAAAUCUGCUUUGGUCUUGAGGACAAAUUCAGAGUUGAUUAGUAUACAAGAGAGACCAUUUGUCAAGUGUUCAGAGUUGUCCCUGCUCAUAGAAAAUAAGCGUGCCAGGGAGAAGGCUAGGCUAGGUUCUUUGACAAUCUAGAUUUCUUUGCACAGAUAAUUUUUGUAUGGAACCUGUGGCCCUCCAGAUGUUGGACUCCAGCAUCCCAUCAACCCUGACCUAUGGCCAUGCUCGCUGAGGCUGAUGGGAGUUGUAGUCCAACAACAUCUAGAGGACUGGAGAUUCCCCACCUUUAUAUGAUGUAAACCUCCGUCUUGCAAUCUGAAGUGGUAAAGCCCAGACAUGGAUUGAGCAGAAUGCUCAGGACCAGGACAGGUACAUUCACAAUACGGCUCUUUGAAUUUUAGUCUUGUGUUCUCCUUUGAAUAGCAGCUCCCCACCCCCAAUGCCUUACUACAAGCUGCUUUUGCAAAACCCUCUUUUUCAAAAGAAGCUUGCUGGAGAUGUAUGUUUGAACAGGGUGCAGCUCAGAGCUGCUUUCACCCAAGAGAUUGGCGGGUAACCACGAGUCUUCCACUACAGGAACAUGCUGCAAGGGACUACAGCAUUUUGGCUAUGCAAAAUGUGUGCUUAAUCACUGCACAUUUUAAAUACUUUUUUCACACACAAACCCCUCUAUCGCAGCAAUGUGUGGAGUGACCUUCCAAUCUAAUUGGAAAAGGGCCUCUGGAAAAAGCCAGUCCGUUUGGAGUCAGCUCGUGCAUUGCCUUAGAAGAAUGGUGUGCGUAAAGAAAAAGCACAAGCUAGCCAAUCAGGGAUCCAACCUACAGUAGCAUCUCUGAUUGUUAAUGUUCCAGAAUGUGUGCAUGAGAUGACAGAAGUUGUUGUGCAGUGGAGAUCUGUGGACUCAUGCUUUAUGUUGCUUGUGCUAAUAGAUGCCAGUGACCUCAAGCACAGCAAGAGUCUGAAAGCAACCAAAUAUAACUGUGGCCCAGCCCAGAACUCAGCUGGCUAGUAUUUCUUAGGGCCAAACUUAGAUGCGAGUGUGACACACCCAUGCCUUUAAACAUGGAACUUCUCCAAGUGUGUGCAACUGGGAGUGGGAUUCAGAAUGCAAAAGGGGCAUGAAGGUGGUGGUGGAGUUUGCUGGACCAUUUACCUGCUGGCUAUUUCCACCCCUGAAUGUGCACACCAGGAGUCUAUCUACCAAGAUCACUUUCCCUAGCCAGACUCCCAUCCUAUAAGUGAGCUUGGCUGAAGGGAGAAGGUGUGUGUGUGUAUUAGGGGGCAGAAUGUGUGGGGGUGGGUUCAGGAGCCCUACCAUCUAUGCAUAAUUUUUUCUGCAUUACAUCACACCCAUCGCUGUCCAUGCAGUUGGGGUAAGGCUAAAGACUGGUGUACCAUGGUCUCCCUUUAUGCUGACUUGACUUGAUUUGCUUGUUACCUAGAUCAGAGUCUGGGAUGUUGCCAGGCACUAGGCUGACUUCUCAGUGGCUUGUAUGUGAAGCAUCAGGAGAAGAUGCUGGCAGCCAUAGGUGGGACGUGGCUGAAGUCUCUGAGUGUGGUCUUCAUUUUAAGAAAAACAAAAAUGGCUGAAUCCACAGUAAUGCUGAAAUGGCUGGAUUGCCAUUCUGAAGCUCAUCCUCUAAAGCAGGGGUUAGCCAAUUGGGUGUCUUCCAGAUGUUAUGGACUACAACUUCCAGCACCUCUGACCAUUGACCAGGUUGGACUCCAGCUCCCAUCAGCCCUUGUCAACAAUGAAGGGCCACAGGAUUCCCAACCCCUGCUCUAAAACCAUGUUACCUUGUGCCAUGUGUUGGGCCUAGGGUCCCCACUAAGAAAUGAAAAUAUUCUAGCAGCUAAAAUGUUGCAUUGAAAAGUCUUUAAAAAGCAAAGCAAAACACAAAACUUGGAAGUAAACGCACAUUUUUUUAAAAAGUGAAAUUUUAAGUUGACAUUUUGCUCUUCUAAAGAUGGCCUUUUUAUGAAUUUACCAAUGUCUGCUUUUUAAAAGAAUGUUUAUACACAUAUAUAUGUAUAUAUUUAACAGGACAGAAAGUUGUGUUUCUGAGAAAUGCUGCUACAGUUAAAACACUGGAGCUCAAGAAAUAAAAAUACAUGAUUUGA
Molecule: messenger RNA, 7610 nt
Organism: Rhineura floridana
Lineage: Eukaryota; Metazoa; Chordata; Lepidosauria; Squamata; Rhineuridae
Gene: SLC25A37
Product: solute carrier family 25 member 37
Exons: 4
Coding region: 83-1144 (353 amino acids)
Biological process (GO): iron import into the mitochondrion
Cellular component (GO): mitochondrial membrane
Molecular function (GO): ferrous iron transmembrane transporter activity
Source: RefSeq, a predicted model, not a curated record